AAUCCCCAGAGAAAAUAAUCACUUUAUUAUGGGAAGACUAAUAACAACUUCCAAACCUAUCAUCCUCCAAUCAAAGCUCCUCUGUUUUUCUCUUCUCUAUCUCUUCACCACUCUGUUCCUUGCUCUUUACACCACUUUGUCUCAGUCCAAGUGCUUUUUCCGAUCAUCCCCUUUGGAUCCCAUCCACAAUUCUCUCUUCUCUUACCCUUCUUCCUAUGGAGAGCACAAAUAUGCUGUCUCAACCACCCGUUCUACAUGCUCUUCCCCUGUUUUCUUUUCUGAUUACUGGAAUGUUGUAAAGGAGAUCAACAAUUACCGGAAGAAAAAAUCUCAAGCUUAUUCAGGGGUUCUGAGGUACAUGCAGGGGAAUGCAGAUAGUUUCGGUGGGAAUCUCAGCACCCUUAAGAGGUUUUCAUAUUUUGAUCAUCAAAAUGAUAGCACAGAAGUUCCAUGCGGAUUUCUGAAGAAGUUUCCAAUCAGUGAUUCUGAUCGAAUUGCAAUGGAAAAGUGUGAUAGUGUAGUAGUGGUUUCAGCAAUCUUCAAUGAUCAUGACAAAAUCCGACAACCGAAGGGUCUUGGGUCAAAAACGUUGGAAGAUGUGUGUUUCUUCAUGUUUGUAGAUGAUGUUACCCUCAAAGGUCUUGAACACCAUGGAAUGAUUUCAACAAAAUCUAGAGAAUACAAGAUAGGUGUAUGGAGGGUUGUGAAGGUUUCAAGAGAGGAUUUGUAUCAAAACCCGGCAAUGAAUGGGGUUAUACCAAAAUAUUUAGUCCAUAGGUUAUUCCCAAAUUCUAAAUUUAGCAUUUGGAUAGAUGCAAAGUUGCAACUAAUGGUUGAUCCGUUGUUGUUGAUUCAUUCACUUGUUAUAUCUGAGAAUGUAGACAUGGCUAUAUCAAGACACCCUUAUUAUGUUCAUACCAUGGAAGAAGCAAUGGCAACUGCAAGGUGGAAGAAAUGGUGGGAUGUUAAUGCCUUAAAGGUGCAAAUGGAAACAUACUGUGAAAAUGGAUUGCAACCAUGGAGUCCCAACAAGCAGCCCUAUGCUUCAGAUGUACCAGACAGUGCUUUGAUCUUGAGGAGGCAUGGAGUGAGCAGUAACCUCUUCUCCUGCCUCAUAUUUAAUGAGUUGGAGGCAUUUAACCCAAGAGACCAAUUACCCUUUGCAUUUGUUAGAGAUCACAUGAAGCCCAACCUGAAACUGAACAUGUUUGAGGUGGAAGUAUUUGAACAGGUGGCACUGGAGUACAGACACAAUCUCAAGAAUAGUGAUGGGACCACUGUCAAGAAAGUGUCCACUUCAAGAAGAACCAAAAGGGUAGACCCAGAUUUGUUAUAUGUGAACGGCAGCUGUUGCAGCAAGUGCCAGAAGUAUCUUUCCAUUAUGUGGGGUGAAUCCAAUGAUUAAUGACCCCAUAAGACCAUAAAAUUGGUCAAAAUUACAAAAUCAAAGAAAGGUAAAAGAAGCUAAUAGUUGGAUUUGCCUUUUAAUAGUUUCAAGGAAUCAAUUAACGAUGAAAAAGAAAAGAUGAAAAGGAAAAAUAUAGAAUAAUUCCUUUUUAAAUAGGGAAAAGCUGAUAACCUGUUACAAGCUAAUAGGAAUGUAUUUAUUCGUUUUCAAAUAGUAUUAUUCUCUAUGAUCAAUUUUUUAAAUCUUUGAAUUGUGUACCUCGUUGUUGUAAGUUGUGUAAAGAAUAAUGCAAUCAUUAUCAGAAUGAUUUGUUUCU
Abrus precatorius (Indian licorice) is the source of this 1724-nucleotide messenger RNA. RefSeq lists its product as uncharacterized. The transcript is spliced from 4 exons. Bases 29 to 1405 code for a protein of 458 amino acids. The record is from RefSeq and is a predicted model, not a curated record. Lineage: Eukaryota; Viridiplantae; Streptophyta; Magnoliopsida; Fabales; Fabaceae.